GGGUUGGUGUUGGAUUGUGACGGCGCUGUUUGGUAGAUAGCAUUGCUUUGCGCUGGUAUUACUUGGCUGCUAUUGAUGGAUCAAAGUAAAUAUGUCUCAGGUUGUGUUCUCUUUUUUAUUUGUGUUUUCUUCUUCUUCUUCGUUUUUGUUGGCAAAUUUCAAGAAAAUUGAAAUUGUACAAUUAGUAAUUAAGUUUAAACAGACGGGGAAUGUUGUAUUUCAGUUCGCCGGAAAUCAAGCGGUCGUUUGUUAGUGCAUCAUAAGUAAUAUUUUCGUUGUUGGCAACUUAACGUUAGGACCAAAAAUAGAAAAAAAAAAGAAAAACAAAAUAAACGAAUAAAUAAAUAAAUAAAUAAAUUUUAUUUGUGUAGUAUGGCAACAAAUUGUUGAAACAAGUUAAAAUGAAAAUAGAUUUUGUGCUCAUGUUAAAUAACAUUUUCAAAUGUGAUAAAAUGCACAACAUAAUCUUAUGGUUAAUUUUCCUCAGAGCUUUUGCAAGUCAUGCAAAUGCCAAAACCAUUCUACCUCAAGGUCAUUUGAAACCCAAAGUUAUUGACGACAGCAAUGAAGAUUUAAACCCAACAAAUGUAACACAUCACUAUCCCCUCCUGCCCAGCUCAACUACGCCGGCCAUUAAUCGAUUCGGGUUUUGUGAGGAGGAACAAUAUUUCUAUGAAUUUAUAACGGACAACAAUCAAACCCAAAUGUUGUGGGUAACAUGGAAUCUAACCAAAGUGGGUGAGAACGCCGUCUUGCCCAACAUGUGUUCGGCCCAGACCGGUUUGCCGUUACGCAGACGUUGUUACCUCUCGGCCACAUUGCAUCAAGCUGUGUGGGAAGCUCAAACCAACAACACUGUGAUGAUACAAUGCCAUAACAGCAUGUUUUGUGAGGCCGAAGAAUUCCGGCAUCAUUUCAUACACGGCGAAGGUCUGGAACAACACGUUAACAGCUGGAAACGAACAAAAAUCUAUCAGAAAUCCACUCUGCAAGACAUGUGUCUGCGGCCUAAUGGUCUGCCAUUGACGCGACGUUGUUUGUAUGAUAAAAAAAGCCACCGAGCACAGUGGGAACCUUUGCCGGCCAGCUAUGUAAACUACAAAUGUCUGCGAACAACGGAACAACAGAUCAUCAGCAACGAAUUAGAUUCUCUACUGGGCAAUGUAACCAGCCGACAUCGAAUAAACGAUCCCAAGCUUCGUCUGCAGUCAUCGCGUAAUCUCAUCAAAAUCCUAGAAUCGCCCUCCAAACGUCGUCUGCCGGCCGAUAUUCAUUUGACAAAUGAAAUUCUCAGAAGUCUUAUUGCCGAAACACCAGAUAUUGAACUUUCCUCGGAUGUCCUACAGAUCACCCACAAUUUAAUGACCAGUGAUCCCACCGUGCUCCGCAUGUCUGCCGAAUUAAAUGCCACAAAUUCUUUGCUCGAUACCUUUGAGUCAUACAUGGAUUCCGUCGGAGAUAAGUUUGUGUCCGAAGCCCAUUGCCGCAAUCCAGCAAUCGUUUACGCCACACAUAAUACCACCACCAGCACUGAUAACACCUUAUCACCACCACCAACAACGCUGCCGGCAGUGGAAGUACUCAAUUCACACCUUCACAACGGCAUCUACGCCCAUAUCAGCGGAAAUAUAAGCGUCUUCUUUGUCAACCCCUUGUGUGCCAACAUUUCAGGCAUUGCCAUAUAUCCAUCGAAAGUGUCUGCGUCACAUUCCAAAGAACUCAACUAUGAUUCAUUCAACGAUUUCCAUUAUCGUUUCAUUUUCAUGAAUGAAACGGUUAAUGGUCUUCUGAAUGACCCCGACUUGGAAUUGGCUUCCUUUGUACCGUUGAGCAUGUGGCAACAUUUGUUGCAACAUUUCUCGUUGUUGCAACGUUCACCAGUCAUUGUCUUUAAGGUCUAUGCCCACGAUGGUCUCUUUGUGGAGUCAAAUACGAUGCGUGUGCGAAAGCCUUUUAGUAAAAUCUUAUCAAUUUCAAUACCAGGCUAUGAAGAUGCGCUGCCAGAAAGUUUGCCAUUUUUAUUGCGACAACAUGGAACAUCCUUCGAAUCUAAUCCAAAUUCCGGUUGUGGCUAUUGGAAUUAUAGCACCUGGACAAGUGGUGGUGUUCAGACAACAAGCGAAUCUCCAGGAGUCCAUCGCCAGCCUCUUGUCUUGUGCUAUACCAGUCAUCUGACACAGUUCUCGUAUUUAAUCGGAGGAAGUUUCAAACAAAACGAUCUAACCGAUGAAAUUCUAAUAACAUCUGUACAUAUGGAAGCCCUCGAUAUUAUUUCACUGGUUGGAUGUGCCCUCUCGCUGAUGGGUUUAAUGGGCAUUUGGAUAACGGCUUGUCUUUUCAAGAGUUGGCGAGCCCAAGCAUCGAAUAAGAUUCUGCUGAACAUGUGUGUCGCCCUGACCUUACAAAUGGUACUCUUCUUGUUUGUCAACACCGACGAUAUAUCCGAGACAUUGGUGGAUGAACAUGAUUAUACGAAAUGUGUAUUUCUGGGGGCCCUACUGCAAUAUUCGUUGUUGGUGUUGUUUACCUGGAUGUUGUUGAUAGCCUUCCUGCAAUUCCAGCGCUAUGUCACAGUUAUUGGUAUACAGCGACCAAAGCAUUAUAUAGCAAAAUCAGCUGUUCUGGCAUGGGGUCUACCGCUGAUACCCACGCUGCUGGUGGCCUUAAUUGAUCCCAAAUCAUAUGUGCCCUCCACCUAUCAGCUGGUCACCGACACGGGAAUAUGUUAUCCCUCUGGCAGUGGUUUACAUUUCGGAGUGAUUUUACCUGUCUCCCUAAUAGUGACGGCGAACUUGGCAAUUUUCGUCUACGUUUUCUUCAGCAUAUCUCGCAGUCUCAGCAUGGCGACGCAGCGCAGUGAAAAGAAAUUGGUACUCAAACAAAUUCGAUUAUCAAUUCUAUUGUUUUUCCUUCUGGGCUUAUCAUGGAUAUUCGGUAUCUUUGCCUUUAUGAAGAUGGGUUUGGUAUUCUCGUAUCUAUUCUGUCUGACAGCAACAAUGCAGGGAUUUGUUCUUUUCGUUUACUUUGUGAUUUUGGAUGAGAAUUCACGUCGCUGUUGGCAACAGGUUUUGUGUCCCAAUCGGGCGAAAAAGGCCCAGAAAAAAGCCACUGAAUUACAAUCAAUGACCACAGCCUCAACAUCGAAUGGCAUGGACUUGAGUCACACGGAGCAGUCGCAUACCGGCAAGGUUGGGAACACCUAAAGGAGAUGAGAAUUUCGACUGAUAGCUAGAUCGAUAAAGUUUUGACUAGCUAAACGAACAAAAGUGAACUGAUUCGAAGAAAGCAAACAGAUUAAGACUUAAUGCCAGCAAUUUUUCAAAUAUGCCUUUUUUGUAUAAAUUAUGAUAUUGGAUAAUUUUUUUUUAAGAAUUUGUAUUUAUAAGAUGUAAAUAAAAAAAUAUGAAAAUA
This is a messenger RNA of Musca domestica (house fly), 3411 nucleotides long. Its product is annotated as adhesion G-protein coupled receptor G7. The transcript is spliced from 2 exons. Gene Ontology annotation, molecular function: G protein-coupled receptor activity. Bases 402 to 3203 code for a protein of 933 amino acids. Gene Ontology annotation, cellular component: membrane. NCBI's taxonomy places the organism in Eukaryota, Metazoa, Arthropoda, Insecta, Diptera, Muscidae. Gene Ontology annotation, biological process: cell surface receptor signaling pathway; adenylate cyclase-activating G protein-coupled receptor signaling pathway. The record is from RefSeq and is a predicted model, not a curated record.